Messenger RNA from Nilaparvata lugens (brown planthopper), 3307 nucleotides. RefSeq lists its product as uncharacterized. NCBI's taxonomy places the organism in Eukaryota, Metazoa, Arthropoda, Insecta, Hemiptera, Delphacidae. The transcript is spliced from 5 exons. The record is from RefSeq and is a predicted model, not a curated record. The coding region runs from base 275 to 1105 and encodes 276 amino acids.
CAACUGAAUUUUCAUUUUCUAACCUCAAAUCUAAAUCUUCAUCCUCAAUGUAAUUUGUAAUGUACUGUUGUUAGGAAUUUGAAAGUUUGAAAUACUUUUUAUUCAUCCUUAAUAACUCAAUGUAAUUAAUAUUACUUUUGUGAUUUGUAGUUGAAUUAUGAGUUGAAUAGUUGAUGAGCAAUUUAUUAUAAUCAUAGUGUCUUUUAUUUCAACUUACAAUACAUUGAACACAUUUUUCUAAUACAAUUAUUUUGAAUAUCAAUCAUCAAGAAUCAUGGCGGAGACAAGCCUGACCACUUACCACAGAAAUGAAAUAUCUAUCAGAGAUUCCAAUGGUGCAGAAAAUUCAAACUCUUAUUCAGAUGCAGAUCGCCUGGCUUUUCUCAAUAAUGUUGUCAAUCUACUGAGAACAAGAAAUGCUUCAAUGUCUGCCAAACUCAGGCACAAUCUCAACCUAUCAAAAUCUAUUGCUGAUGCAACAGCGAUAGAGAGAGACAAUAAAUUCGCAGUAAUGGAAUACAUUUUCACCUUUCUUUUGCGUACUCUCCAUGAGUCCGUUUUUCAAUUCUCUGUCAACUCGUCACUGAUGAGAGAUAUCUAUUGGCAAACUGUUCAACAUCAGCAAACUGUUCAACCAUAUCAAACACUUGACUCAUCCAUUGAUGUCAAACGUUCAGAGAGUAAUAAAAAAAUCAUCGAAAUGAUGUAUGAAGUGGAGAAUUCAGCGGCCGAAUACAACGAGAUAGAAAAAGAAUGUGACUCAACAUUGCAGCAGCUUCUAUAUGUCAGAUCGAUGUACGAAGAAGCCAAUGACAGAUUUGAAGCAUACAGAGAGAGAAGUCGUCUGAACCAGUUGUCGCAACCUAGACAUCAGAAGGAACGCGAUGCGGUGAGAAAGAAGAAAAUGAAAAUGAUUUCUUCGAUAAAUAAUAUAAAUCGCUUGUGCUCCAACUUUCUUGCUGCUGCUCCCGGAUUUGAUCUAGAAGACACAAAACAUUUUGAAAUUGUUCUUGAAUCUAGGAAUAUUCUAACUGAGCGUAGCCUGAGAGCAGAGGCCAAAGUUACAUACACUAAUGUUUCACAGCAUAGUAGGAUUUCUAGUUAGAGUACCGGUAAUGAUCCAUUCUAUUAUUUCUAUUCAUUAUAUUCAUGUUCUCUUCCUUCUACCAUUUUAUUACUUACUACUAGGAAACUUGUUUAUAGCUAUUAAAGCAGUUCAAUAAACAUUAUAAUUAACACACAUUUAGUAACAUUCUCAAAAAUUCAAUUAACAACUGAAUGAAAACAAUGUAUUUAUUAUGCAUUCUAUAAACUUCAUUCGGUAUACAGAUGGAACAAUUGACAAUAUGUCUUGUAUUUUACACAAAAUUAAGGAUAGUCAGUCAAUUAUACUAUUUCAAAAAAUAAAUCAACGGAAAUAUUUUCAAAGUUACUCAAUUUCGUAAAGCUAUUGAUAAAUUCAAGGAAUAUUCGAUACUAUAUUGAAAAGAAUGUUUAAUUUGCCUUAAAUACUGUUUGGUUUCAGUUGAAAUAAAGUUGCAUUAUUAAAACUUAUUUCUUAUUCAAAUUGUUGAAAUGAUGAAUAAGUUUAUAAGCCUACCUACAUUUGAUUCUAUAAUAAUUUACCUAAUAGAAAUGAGAUAAUAUAAGUAUGGAGUUGAGCCCAAAUUGGAGUAAAACUAUAACUUAAAAACAACUAUAAUUCUAUAAAAUUGGUUAAAAAAUGUAACAUUAUUUGGAAUGUUCAUUAUUGGUGGCAAUUGAAAAAUGUUUACUAGGUACGUAUUAAAAAUAGAAAAAAAAAUGGAAUGUAUAAAUCACAAACGAACUGUAAGAAAUUGGUCCCAAUAGUGAGUGUUCUAUGAACCCAAUAGACGUUCUUUGAAUAGAUUUGAUGAGUUAGACGACCUCCUGAAACAAAAUAAUAAUAAGAUUUUCCAAUUAUUUUCAUAUCUUCGUUAAUAUAUGUUUCAAUGCAUCAGUAAUAAUCAGAAAAUUGGAAAAUUUGAACUUUGAAGCAUAUAGACAACCUGAGUUAGACCUCCUGAAACAAAAUAAUAAUUAGUUUCCAAUUAUUUUCAUAUCUCCGUUAAUAUAUGUUUCAAUACAUUAGUAAUAAUCAGAAAAUUUGAACUUUGAAGCACCAAAGACAACAUUUCUAGAAUCCGCGAAUUAGUUGAAGUCUUUAGCUUCCCCUAUAUGCGGCUGACACCUUUUGUGGUGGGGUGAAUCUAAUUCUUGCCUCCAAGAAUCAAUCCUAUUACAUGUUAAUUUACAUUCAGUUAGUAUAUAACUGUAUAUUUUGGCUAGAAUAAACCACUACUUAUUUUUUCAAGUUAUGAUAAAUGUUCGUAAACGAAAACUCUUCAAACAAGAAGAUUGUUUUGGCUUACAUGAUUAGAAUAAUGCUGACAUAAGCAUUUACGAUAUCUACGUUAAAAUAACUAUAAUAUAUUGUAUUUUGUGAAUCAUAUCGUCAGCUUACAAGCAGAAGGCACUAAGUCAAAAAUGAUAGUUGAUAGAUUUGAUAACAUUCAACUCACCUUUUAGAAGCCCUCUUGUUUGCAUUUGCACUAAUAUUGUAUUAUGGAGGUUACAGGAGCAUUCAGUUUUUUUCUUCCCUGUAGAUCAAUCAACUCUAUUAUUGCAAGGCACCCCACCAAUUCUCCUCCAACUUGUGAAAUGAGUUUGCAACUUGCUUCCAUAGUUCCUACAAACAUGAUAUCACCAGCUAAAUCGUACACUUACUUUCUAAUAAAGUAAAGAUAUAUUAUUUUUUCUAUCCUCUUAUACGGUUAUACCAAUCAUUUUUCUGCUAAAUAUGUGGUUUCAAUUCUGUAAAUAUAGUUUUCAAGACGUGUUUCUAAUUGUAAUGUUUGUGGGUUUGUCACAAAUUAUAGUUUUAUAUUUAUCUACAUUUAAAUUUUCAUAUUCUUAACUAAGCUAUAUCCACUAUCGUUUAGUAUUUUCAUGACUUUUUAAAUAAACACAGUAAAUAUCUCAUGCGGUGGAAAAUUGCUUGAUGGUGACUCGUAACCCAUGCAAAGCUGGGUCUUCUCAUCAUCACUAUAACAAAGAAAAGAUGUGUAACAUGUAAAAUAAUGUUUGUUCAGUAUUCUAUUUCCAAUUUUUUAUUAAUUUUCGAAAAAAUGGAAAUUUUAUUAAAAUAUUUUCAAAUCAUGUGCACAAUACAGAAAGGCGUGAGACUAGGUAUAAUGCAACCACAUCAAUUUGUCAAAAUGAAAAUAUGUGCAAAUAUAUAGUAUUAGGAUAAAAUUUUGAAUAAAAUUAUAAGAAAGUAUCAAAA